GAUAUGGCAAAGGGGAAAAUGCGUAAAUCUUUAUUAAAUUGAUAUUUUUUAUGUUAAUAAUCGUAUAAUAAUAAUAAUAUCGUCUAUUCUCGAGGAACACGUGGCAAGGUUGACAAGAAAUUCAAACGAAAGUGGCAUUUGCGCAUGUUCGAUAUUUUUGGCGCCGCGGUGACAUUUCCUGCCCGCGACGCGCUUCACGCGCUUGCAGUUUCGCGUGAGCUUGCAAUGGUGGAGGACGUUUUGGCGACCGGUGGAAAUUUCGAGGAUCUUUAUUGAAAGGCGCGCGUAUAAACGUGCAAAUUUAUCGCACAUCUCAUGAUAACUCAAACCAAGGACCUCGCGAAGGACACCUUCGACGAUAUGUCUACCGACGAAAGGCCGAGCGACACGCAACAUCUAACGACGAUGACAAGAAUUGUCGGGGUGUGCACUGCUGUUGUUGUGUGCGGCGUCGGCGCGGAUGUGGCGUACCAUCGACACGUCAUGGGGCUUUACGUUACGGCGGCAUCGGGCGCGAUCUUCUUCCUUGAAGUAACUUGGGCCAUUACCUUGUUUGUACAGCUCUGCGUCAGAAACGAUAAGCUGAACAGGCGCAGGGGGUUAAAAGGGCCCCAGGGAACUAUCGUUGAGUCCAAACCGCGGCAGGAUAACACGGAAAAGAAGCAGCGCAAAGCCAGCCGGCAAUUACCAACCAGGUCGGAAGUUUGCCCCAGUUUUCCCCGCGUUUCCCGACGAACGGAUGAGGAAACGCGGACCACCGGCAAGCACCUAGAUAAAGCUUUACGAUGCAAAGGACGAAGCCUUUACAAAAACGAGGAUUCUUUCUGCUCGCGUUGUUGGUCCAACGUUCUGAAAACCACGCGAGGCUGGCGAAGAGCAUUGCUGUACUUACCGUUGUCCUGCGUCUUGGCAUGGCGACCCAAUAAACUUUGGCUUUCCUAUGUUGCGGCCGGCCUGUUGGCGGUAUUGUCCUUGCUGCAUAUUGCAUCGAGCGCGCUAGGACGACGAGAUCCUUGUCAAUCGAACGCUGGGACUGAUUCGGUAGGCGAGAGUCUCUUGAACUCCAGGCAGGACAAUUACGAUCGCUUCGAGGAAGUCCUAGUGACGGAAGUCCUCGAUGACUGCGUGUCAGGAUCAGGACGCUGUCCCGGGGACAGCGACGGCGAGAUAUGACACGAGCGACGGCCCUCCUGGGCCAGCGAAUCCGAUGAGGACAGCGAGAUUGAACAGAGGACAUGUCAAAUCGCCACGUUAUCAUAGUCCUUCGAAAUCGACCUGAGAAAUCUCCGAUUCGAUUUGAUCUUGUAUCAAUCGAAAGUAAACGGUUCUGCAAGGAAAUGAACGUUAGAGACGCGCGAGGCCGAAAUAAUGCCAUCUAAAGCUGUGCAAAUUAAAUGACCAAAAAGUCAUGUUGUGUACGAGAUUUAAUCUAAAAAAAAAGAAAGACAAAAGAGCAUACUGAAUUUACUGAUUUUUUAAUCUGCUAAAAGAUGCUAAAAGAAUCUAAAUUCGAUGAUGUAGUAAUGGAAGAGAUGUAUAUUGCAUGCGCGUGCGUACGCGUGGAGGAAUGAAAAUAUGCGCAAAUAUUUUUCUUAGAUAAAAAUAUUUGUUAGUUGAUGAUUUUCUAUGCAUUAUGUAUUUCAGAACAUAACAGGUACAAAUGUAUAUUAUAAUUGCAUGAUACGUACAAAACUAUAAAACUUCGGUAAGAUGAUCAUUCAGUAUGCUACUAAAUUGUAUACAUGUUACACGAUUGCUAAUAAAUACUUUCUAAAAGU
Messenger RNA from Formica exsecta, 1778 nucleotides. RefSeq lists its product as uncharacterized. The coding region runs from base 316 to 1173 and encodes 285 amino acids. Lineage: Eukaryota; Metazoa; Arthropoda; Insecta; Hymenoptera; Formicidae. The transcript has 8 exons. The record is from RefSeq and is a predicted model, not a curated record.